Messenger RNA from Cataglyphis hispanica, 635 nucleotides. RefSeq lists its product as uncharacterized. Gene Ontology annotation, molecular function: protein binding; serine-type endopeptidase inhibitor activity. The record is from RefSeq and is a predicted model, not a curated record. NCBI's taxonomy places the organism in Eukaryota, Metazoa, Arthropoda, Insecta, Hymenoptera, Formicidae. The coding region runs from base 238 to 543 and encodes 101 amino acids. The transcript has 4 exons.
UGCAGAUGGAACAAGCUGUGUUUUGCUUUAAUUAAAGCAGUGCGUCAUAAAGGAAAUAUAUACACGAGUGAUUUUUUUUAGUAUUAUUAUUAGUAUUGGUAAUCUAUAUCGGAGCACUUUGUUAUAGCUCGUCAUUCAAGUUAGAUCAAUCGAUCGUAUACCAUUUAAAACGCUACUACUUGUUCUUCUCUCUUUUUAUUCUUUGGAACCGUAAAAACUAGCCUACCUGAAGUAAUCAUGAAACAUAUUUUUGCACUUGUGCAAAUAUUGACCAUGAUUUGGUUGGUCACCUUGGCAUUCCCGCAAAGAGAUUUCCAGUGGCCGAGCGAGAUUUUAGAUAAUUUCAAUAAUGCGAGCAGCACCACACAAAGAACAAUUGAUUGUCCCUGCAUUGCAACUGCAGAAUAUAAUCCAGUAUGUGGCAGCGAUAAUGUUACCUAUUGGAAUAUGGGAAGAUUUAAUUGUGCUAAAAAUUGUAACCCACAACUUGAAGUAAGGGUGAUGAGAGCUUGCGAACCAUACAUCCAACUGAGCAGUAGUUGAACGAUUCAUUAUCACUUCCAUACGACUAAGAAAAUGGCAUAUGGAUAUUUUAUGAAUGUAGAUAAAUAAAUAAAGAUGUUUUAUAAUAUUGA